Molecule: messenger RNA, 2435 nt
Organism: Monopterus albus (swamp eel)
Lineage: Eukaryota; Metazoa; Chordata; Actinopteri; Synbranchiformes; Synbranchidae
Product: tumor necrosis factor receptor superfamily member 4
Exons: 7
Coding region: 21-833 (270 amino acids)
Biological process (GO): regulation of cell population proliferation
Molecular function (GO): signaling receptor activity; protein binding
Source: RefSeq, a predicted model, not a curated record
UCUGCACAGAGGAACUGGAUAUGGUUCUGCUUAAACUGCUUAUAUUUACUUUGACUUUUUAUAAUCUCAUUGUUGAUUUGGAAGCCAGGAUUUGCCCAAAAGGUCAAAGAGUGACUGAUGACGGAGCUGGUUGUAUAACCUGUCCUGAUCGAUUUUACCAGCCUGAAGAAAAUGAUUCCCAAAUGUGUAAACCAUGUACAAAGUGUGACCCAAAACAUGGAAGUAUUGUUAAACAAGCGUGCACAAAAGAGACAAACACAAAAUGUCAGUGCCGUGGAGAAUUUGUUGUCUGGGACAAUGAUUAUUCCACUUGCAAAUGCAGCAAAGGAUUUGGACUGCAUAAUAAAGAGUGUUCAAAGUGCGAAGAUGGAUAUUUCAACGAUGAAAUCGACAAGCCCUGUCGAAAAUGGAAAGAAUGUAAAUUAGGAGUGAAUAUUACUGGAACCAAGGUCUCGGAUGUUAUUUGUAAUACGUUUAAGAAUAACCCCGAUAUCACUACACCCUACACCACACGCUCUACAUUUGCCCACUCACAAGAGGAGACCCAAACUCAGGCUACGCGUACAACCACCACCAAAGGCCCUGCAGUCACCACAGUGAAAAAGGUGGAAACUACCACCUUUUCAAAUACAGGCAACCACAUUGGGGUGGCCAUCCUCAUAUUUGGCAUUGCUGGACUGCUCAUUCUGACCGCUGUGACCUGCAAGCUGCACAUCAGGCCUUGUAUGAAGAAAAAAACUGCAGUGCAAAAGGACUCACUGUGUCGGAGGCCAGUGGAGGAGAGCGGCAGUGGCUGUUUGUCCUCCCUCAAACUGAAUGCAGGGGAGCCCUAAGGUGAAACUUUCCAUGACAACUAAUACUGUGAAGUUUUAGACCAGUUAAGCAUCAGAAAAACUAGUUACUAUCUGUAUUGUAGUAGGUGUAUUCACAGUCAGCAGUGUGGUCAACAUUUGACUUUUGUUUGUUCUGUUGUAAUAGAAUAUUGGGUAAAUUAUCUGAAACAUUUGUAUGUAUCAUACCACACUUUUCUAUCGUUUAACUGUAAAUCAGUUUAGAGUUAGGUAGUAAACCAUAACUUACUACUUAAACUGUUAUGCUUUCUUUUGUAGGAUAAUUAUACUCAGAAUAAAUCACUAUGUGUGUAACCUCCGUAUUUAUUACAAAUUAGAGAUGCAGAUGUUGGUAUAAAAGCCUCAACGAUCAUGCCACUAAUAUAGUAUUAUUUUCAAACAAUCACUUAAUCUUGCUAAAGUACACAUACAUACACAUUAUUCCUGCUUUUUUCAAUACUUAUGAUCUUAUACAAUAAGAUGUGCUUUAAUGGAGCAAGUGACAAACAUCUGAGAAAUGCACAGUUUGAAUAGUAUUAUAAAUAUAGUAAUAAUCAAUACUGUUAUGAACUCCUGAAGAGCUGUUGCCUUCACACAGUUGUCCAUCUUUGUCAUGUUUUGCUUUUCAGCUCUGUUCUACCAGUAGUGAAAACAGUAAUAGAUAUGCUAUUAGUGAUAUGUGGGGUUGGGGAAAUUCCGCUUGUGGAGUUAAUGUGCUCUUUUUUCCCCACUGAGAGAUGCCUUCACUCAUGUUUUCAGUUCAACCUUUGGAAAGAUUGGUGUUGUAAAUGUGAGGACUUUGAUGUUGUUUACCUCACAGAAGACUUUCCCCUCAACGGGACAGUCAGAGGAGUUAUGAAAGCAUGCCCUCAUUAGUUUUAUUCAUUUAUGUUUCACUAAGAGAUCAGAUACAAGCCAACGGUAGCUUGGCAUAUACAGUGCCUGGCUGACAUUUAUGUGUAGUAGUAGUAGUUGUAGUAUAGGAGGCACAUGGAAACAGCUGCAGGUUGGGUCCAGCUCAUUUAGCGCCCUCUGGUGAAAAACUUCAAGGAAAACAAAUGAGUUGACAUUUCUUAUUGAAAGACAGAGGUAGGCAAAGUAUUUACAUCCUUUCGUUAAGUAAAAGUACAAAUCCAACAAUGUGAAAGUACUCAAGUAAGUCUUGCAUUUAUAAUGGUAAGAUAAGUGUUAGUUGUAAAAUGUAUUUAAAGUUCCAAAAGUAAAAAUGCUAAUUCUACAGAGAAAAAGAUAUUAUAUUGGUUAGCAGCCUGGAGCCUGUCCUCCUCCAAAGGGUCAGUAGAUUUUGGUGGUGAUGGUGGGUUAAUAAGAUGAUUAAAGGGUAGGAAACAAACAAACAAAAAAAGGGUCUGAUACACAAAUCGGUCUUCUGUUUUUGGCCUUUCCUAUGGUCUUUGAAUUUUUGUGACUGAACAUUAUUUAAAUGAAACAGAGAAGUUUAAAAAUGUCUCUUUGUUGAAACUGCUAACAAGUCACAGACCCCCUGAAAUGUGACAAGGAGACAAGACUAGAUACAGCGUUUACAUUAGUGAUCACAUGACAUGGCAACCACUAUUAUAUUGUUGUAUUUUAUUAAGUUUUAUUUCA